Molecule: messenger RNA, 14443 nt
Organism: Paramuricea clavata
Lineage: Eukaryota; Metazoa; Cnidaria; Anthozoa; Malacalcyonacea; Plexauridae
Source: the annotation of a GenBank genome assembly
AUGCAAUCAGGUGGAAAACAGCGAAGAGCGGAAUCCCAAAUCCCGGGUAUGAGGUUGGAAGUAGGUUGAUAGUUGGGUUGACAGCAGAGAAAUAGAUUAGUCUUCCACGAAUUUCGUAAUUUGGAGGAGAUGGGAUUGGACUACGGGUCACGACCGUCCAAUUUCUGUUUGUAUGGCCAACUUCAGAGUUAACAAGUACGUUCUUAGGUGAAACGCUUAUAUGAAAUACCUCGAAUUCUUUAUUGUUUACAAAUGCUUUCGCACAAUAACAAAUGUGUCAUUGCUAGGUUGGGUCGCCUAUAUAGUUUAUUUAUUGGUAGCUAAGUUUGGGUAACAUGUAACAAAUUGUCACCCGAGAAGCAGCGUGUUUUUUAGUUUUGUACUUUUAGUAACUGAUGUAAUAUCAAAAGUACUAAUGCGAAAGUUUAUUGGAAUAAUGGACAUAGCCCAUUGGACAAAUUGAUUAAAUUUUGGUUAAGUUUGGAUGAACAUUGUGUUAGAAAUUAGCAAAAGCUAAGUUUGUCUUGUUUUGCUUGCUGGAGUGAGCAGUUUCCCUAUAAUUGGUGUAUCAUAUUAUUGAUGUGUGAUAUAUAACCCAAAUUGCUGAGGCUAUGAAUCGAAAUCUCUGAGACCCUCUUGUUCACAUGAAUUUUAACAUUUUUAAUUUUAAUGUAAUUUAGGUUGUCCCAGUGCUCCGUGCUUGAAUGGUGGGACUUGUUCAAAUGAUGGAACAUCAUUCUCUUGCUCAUGCCCGGUUGGAUAUAGCGGUGACCUCUGCGAAAUAGAAGGUAAAUAUUAUUUUCAAAAACGUACUACAUGUAUUUUUUUUCUCUUUUUCCAUGUUAUUCCAAGAAGAAUUUUGUGGAAUUAAGUAUUAUUCCAUUACUAACUGCAGUGGAAACUCGUGUUAAAUUAUAUGCUCACGAAUUCGGUGGUAAUAGUUGAUAAAUUGUCGAUGAUGGAGGAACGCUGGAAAAAAUAUACUUGCGCUUGAGUUCCCUGAAUAACCUGUUACCCAGCACUUUUGCUUGCGUAUUUAGAUUGUCAGCAAAAAUGCCCUAGUUUCGAAUACUCAUGUGACACCCUGAAAUUUAGGAUGUGUUUUGUAUGAUAAUUUAUACGAAAAUUAGCAUUUAUCUUUACCGAGAGAAGUGAACACAUUUAGUGUUGGCUAUAUACCAAACAUACUCUCCAAAGAUAUCAACAUUGAUGACCUUCAAACACAGUCAAACCCUAGUUAGGCUGUUAUUCAAUUUUUGAUGCACAACAAAAUCGGUUUGCAUAUAUCUUUUAAAAACAUCAUGUUAUGAAUAAAUAUAUUCGUAUUGGAAUCUUUGUUUGACUAUUGAACUAGACAUUGAAAUAAACAAUGUACGAAUGAUGCAUGUUAGUGCAUAUGCAACUAACCAAGUAAUCAUCUAUUUGAAAUGUACAAAGCCUUAAUUUUCACCAAAAAGUUAUGUCAAAUUGUCAAUGAACUAUUGUCUAUUCGUGACUUUUGUAAUCACAAUCCCUUAAUAAAUUAAAAAAAACACUCGAAAGUUUUGAAUAAAGAAAAUUCCGAAAAAAUACUGAAUACUUUAGUCCUUUUGGUUAAUUCGCUGGCAGCUUAUGGGUACAAGUCUCCUACAUCCCUCUGAAAUUUUAAGCUUUUGAAUUUUAAUCAAAUUUAGAAACUCCAUGUGCCAGCGCGCCGUGCUAUAAUGGUGGGAAUUGUUUAAAUAAUGGAACAUCAUUCUCUUGCUCAUGCCCUAUUAGAUAUAGUGGUGACCUCUGCGAAAUCGAAUGUAUAUAUUAUUUUUAAAAACGUCCUUGAUGUAUUAUUUAAAAAACGAGCAGGAAUGUUUUAUUAGGUUUAAAGUCACGAGCGCGCAGCGCGAGUGGCUUUAGACCUAAUAAAACACGACCUGCGAGUUUUUUAAAUGGCUUCAAAAACGUAUGCAUAAUAAGUCAAAUCUUUAUAUAAAAUCUUUAUAUAAAAAUCUUUAUAUAAAAAUCUUUAUAUAAAAAUCUUUAUAUAGUUUGCAUAACAAUGGUCUUUUGUUAAAGGUGAUCUACAGUCCGUAUGUAAACAAAGCCUUUGUUUACAUUUUUGUGUCCAAAAUAUUGAGCUUUAUUCGACAACUAUUUAUAUUUUCAAGCUUCUAGAGUAUAAUAAAUGAUCAAGAAACAACAAUUAGGCUUUUCAAGAACACAAAACAUAGUUGAACUGUUUGUAUCAUAAAAAGUGGGCUCAUUUGUGCACAUGCGCAGAUCGGACUGUAGAUCACCUUUAAAGUGUUCUUUAGCUGGUAUAAAGACGUAUGCACGUGACUAAUUUCUUACUCAAGGUUGGAUAAUUGCUUCAUGAAUUAUUAAUGAGUUUUUGAUGUAUAUUCUCUCUUUUUGCAUUUUUACUCCAGAACAAGUUUUGUUCAAUUGAGUUUUACUUCAAUACUAACAGUGGAAGUUCUUGUCAAAUUUAAAAUAUGCUCAAUAAUUCGGUGAUAAUCGGUGAGAAAUUGUCAAUGAUAGGGCAGUUCAGGAGUGUUAUGUAACACACCUUAGAGCGUGCUAUAAACAUGACAGACUUCAAUGGUGUGUUAUAAAGCAUCCGUUUAGAUGUGUUAAGGUGUGUUGAAAUUUGGCCGAAAACAUAUUUUGGUGUGUUUUAAAAUACAACUACAGGUGUUUUUUACACACUAAUGGGUGUGUAAACACCAUUACAGACCUCUAAGAUGUGCUACACUGACCUGUCGGUGUGUUUCAAAAGACACCAAAAGGUGUUACAUUUUGGACAAAAAGGUGUGUAAAUUUAACACACCUUUUUUGGAUUGUAUAUAAUUAUCAAAACGUUGCUUUGUAAUUUUUCUUGAUAUAGUAACUUUCAAAAAACUUUCCCGCCAGGUUGUUUUCCAAAAGUAAACAAAAAAUGCCGCAGGUGAAACAUUCGAACAUUGAAAAAAUCAUAUGAACAGGCCUCAUAGUCUAUGAAGGAUAUUCAACUCAGACUAUACGCCUGUGUUGAUUCUUUCCUCGUAUACAACUCGUCUUUGUUGUCUAAUUGUUAAAAUAUGCACACUAGCUUUAAAUGUUAAACUUUAGAGGUUAAAUUAUUGAUUAUUUCAUUACUUUUUUUUACAAAAUCAAACAGUCAAAGCGACAUGCCAAGCAAGAGGUGAUCCACACUACUCGACAUUUGAUGGAACACUUUAUGACUUUAUGGGAAGAUGCGAAUAUAUUCUGGCUGAGGACAGUGUAAAUAACACAUUUGAAAUAAGACAAGUGAAUGAACCUUGUGGAAAUGGAAACUUUUCCUGCACAAAAUCACUAACAGUGAUCUUCCCAAAUGUAACUAUCCAACUAUUGCGGGGAAGUGUGGUGGUAAAUGACUCAGAAGUUGAUUUGCCUGUAUCUUAUGAAGGUAAAUUCUUUUAAAUUUCAUCACAGAUAUAUGCUUUAAGAUUCGACAUUCCAGUUAUAAAUUUGACGUUUAGUAUAUCUAGCCAAUUCAACGGCACAUCCUUUCUAUUAGCUUUUAGUUCAACAAGGAAUUUAAUGAUAAUGUGUGUUUGGAAUGGUCCUACUAGCUAGCUAGAGGUGUGCAUCGGAUCGAAUUGGACGUUUAUAAUCCGACAAUUGGCUGUUUAAAAUCCAAUCCGAUCCGAAAUUAUCUAAUCCGAGUUUUGAUAAAGAAUUCCGAUCCGAUCCGAAGAUUCCUUUAAUAAAAUAAAUUUCUCAUUCAAGUGGAAAUAUUUAACCAAAUAAAUAUAAAAGCAAGAAAUACAUGUCAAGAAGCUGACAAAGUGACGUCCAAAGUGUCAAACGAAUAAUGCAGCAACAACCGCGUUGUCGUGGACAAUUAAUGCAUUUUAUUUCGCAUAUAGAAGUCCGAUCCGACUACGAAACAACUUUAUCAAUCCGAUCCAAUCCGAAAUGAAUAUUUUUGUUCCGAAAUCCGAUCGGAUCGGAUUUGCACACCCUAGGUCCUACCUUAUUUGCAACAGGAUAGUAUCUUAUGAAAAUUGUUUCCUUUAUUCCUGCUAAUCCUGAUGAUUGCGAUAAAGUUUUGCUUGAAAAGUUAAAUAUUUUGACAUAAACAUUGAAAUAAAACAAUGGCCAAUGCUACAUGUUUUGAUUGAAAUCCUUAUCCAGUUUUGGUCACCUUGUUUUAGCAGUUUGUCAGCCAUGGUUGGACUAAAGCACAGAAUAGACAUGAGACUAAAGUAACAAAAGCAACUGAUCUCAAAUGUACUUGGCAAUACCGGAAUUAUAUUGGAAUUUCAUUAUAACCAUGAACCGUCAAACAAAAAAUAUAAACACGUUACUGCGGAUUCAGGUUGAGUGUUUAAUGAUGUCACGAUCAUGUGAACGUUGCAAGAGAAAAAUGCUGGUGUUGUCAAGUGGCAAAUUACUUCUUGCUAUGAGAGAAUGUCGGUGAACAAACGGUUUUUAAAAUGUUGCGCGCAAACGAAUAUGGUCGAUUAUUUAUGCCCGGAAAACCUUUAUCCAAAGACUAAGGUUGUUAACAAUAGGAAAUAUUAUUAGCAAUGGAUGUGAUCCCGAAACAGGAGUUUUUCCUGGAAAAUCCGUAGAAGUAGACGUCCCCUUGGGAUAUCGUCAGCCAUUGUAUCGAAAAUUUGGAACCGUUACUGCCAAGAUAAAAUCGUUUCUCCCAAGCCAAACGCGCAUAACAAUGGUCUUCCUGCCUGUUUUUACUAAUCUCAUUAUUUGAGAUUUAAAAUACUUCGAUGAUAAGUCAAUUUCAGGCCGAUCUGGUUCUACGACAGUCAAACGCAUCAACUCUUCGCUUGUUGCAAUUCUUCUACAUGCGAGAAAAAAUAAUCAUACGUUAAAGAUAGCAAGCCUUCGUUCCCUAUAAGUAUAGGGGUUAUUCGAUUGUUACAAUAAUAAUUGUAUACAACCUGAAUUUCGAUCAGGAAGAUUAUCCAUAUUUUUGCAUUACAGUGUAAAUUCUAAACAUAUAUGUAUUCAAUUCAAAAUCUCACCGCUCCCUCAUAGCAACAAGUAAUUUACCACUUGACAACACCCGCAACGCUCACAUGAUCGCCACGUCAUUAAACCCUCAAUCUGAAUCCGUAGUAUUUAUCAUUUAGAGUAAUAAAAAAUAUUAUCGCUUAGACUGAGAAGCGUUCCUCGGCCUUUAGCCUUGAUCCGCUUCUGAAACCUCAGGAAUUUCUUUUUUCAGACAGACCUCCCCCAGAUGUAUAUUUUGCCGUUAAAUGGUAAUUUGACAUACACUUGCAUUAAGCACAGGGAGCCCAAGCGUUGAUCUGUGUUAGUGUUCUAUGUUUUUCAGUUUAUUUAUUUUAGUGUCUUUAUAUUGCCUUUUAAUUGAAUUAUAACACUUAAUUACACUAAUAUGUCAUAUAAUAAUAUUCCUAUAGUCAAACAUAUAAUAACAACAUAUAAGUUGAUUUGUAUUUGUAUGUUUUUCAGUUUAUUUAUUUAAGAUCUAUUAUUAGCUUAUAUAAAAACACCGCCUUUCGAACCUGACAGCCCGUUCGCAGGCUACACGCGUUAUUUCGCACUGAUAUCAAACUCGUUCCCAGAGUAUGCCUGUUCGCGGGUUAGGUAGUGGCAUGACACUACCUAACCCGCGAACAGGCAUACUCUGGGAACGAGAUUGCACUGAAAUAAGAAAUGUGACAAGGGAUGAAAUUACAAUACGGCGAUGUUUUAUUUUGAAGCCGUAGGUGCUUGUUAAAACGAAUUUUAGCUUGAAAUUCGGCCACAUGAUAUGUCUAAGGCUAAAGUACAUAGCCAUUGAAAAAAUUUGUGAAAUAAAAGCCCUAAAGUCUUAUAAAUUGCUAUAGUUUUUAAUAGCGACGUAAUAACGCCCCGACUUGACUGGACCUAAAUUAUUUAAUUUUAAAUUUUAAACAUUGAAAUCGUUACGAUCGACACAAAUUGGCUUCUCACCUCGAGUUGUAUUCGAGUUUGUUUCCUUGUUUAUAUCAUUGAUUCCCAAAGGUUGACGGCGUUAUUCGACACGACACUCAUUGCAUAAUUAUUGGUCCACUCAAGUCGGGGCGUUCAUAAUACGACAAACUUUAAGAGUUUCAUCCCUUGUCACGUAUUUAUAUUGUUGCCGCCCCCUAUUUCAAAUCCCGCGUGUAGCCUGCGAACGGGCUGUCAGGUUCGAAAGGCGGUGCUUUUAUAUAAAUUGUCUAUGAUAUAAGCUAAUAAUAGAUCUUAAAUAAAUAAACUGAAAAACAUACAAAUACAAAUCAACUUAUAUGUUGUUAUUAUAUGUUCGACUAUAGAAAUAUUAUUAUUAUAUGACAUAUUAGUGUAAUUUAGUGUUAUAAUUCAAUUAAAAGGCAAUAUGAAGACACUAAAAUAAAUAAACUGAAAAACAUAGAACACUAACACAGAUCAACGCUUGGGAUCCCUGUGCAUUAAGGCAAUACCAACACCGCCUUUUUCAUACUGUCAUACAUACUUUAGGGAAGAAAGCUAAAGCAAAAAAAACCGAAGAAAGCUAAAGCAAAAAUGAUGUGCAAAGUAUUAAAUAAAAUGGGUCCCCCAAAUCACUCACAAUUCUAUUUUCUUAUAAAUGUGAGAAAACAAAUCACCUUCGGGACAUUUCAACUGGUCUUUGUUUACCAAAACAUCUUUCUAAUAACAUGAAAAAUAGUUUCAUUUACGACGGAGCUAAACUUUGGAAUUCUAUUCCAAAAGAAAUUAGAGAAAGCAAAUCACUUUCUUCCUUUCGAAAUAAAAUCGCUGCUCACAUUUAUGAAUAAUAGGUAUUGUAAAUAAUGUGCCUGUAAAUAGUCUGCCAACUUUCCCAUUAGACAUCAAUAUGUUACUAUUUUAAUACUCAUUAAUAUGUUACUAUUUUAAUACUCUAUAUCUCUUAAAACUUUUGUAAAUAGCUCUAAUUAUCACUUUCCUGUACGUGUAAAAAUCUUAUUUGUGAUUUCCUCGUGGAAAUCAGCUUCGGUUGACGGCAUUAGCGUGUAUAAAUAAGAAUUUAUCUAUCUAUCUAUCUAUCUAACUGCCAUAAAAUGAUUAAAUUUGUUCAGUUUCCUCCUGAAAGUUAAUAUUACUUCCCUUCUGUCUUUCAAGGUGUCAAUAUUGAGAAUAUUACGCGCUCCGGUGUUGGACUAACAUUGGUUGAAAGUGCUUAUGGUGUAAAAGUUGAAUGGAAUAAUGUACACAAUGUGAGAGUGACAGUGUAUGGACGCUAUAUCAACAAAACAUCAGGUUUAUGCGGAACUUUUAAUCGAAAUUCUGCGGAUGAUUUCUUGACAGCAAAUGGAACAAUCGUAGAAAAUGCAGUAAACUUUGGAAAUUCAUGGAAAACUGAUUCUUGCUGUGACGAUGCAACAGAUGUACCACAUCCAUGUUGGACUUACCCUGACAGAAACGCGACUGCUAUAGCCAACUGUUCAGCUUUGUUAACUCAUCCAUUCAAUGUUUGUACAAGUCAGGUUGAUCCAGUGUCAGGGGGUUAUAUUGAGGAUUGUGAAUAUGAUGUAUGUGGCUGUGGUGAUGAUCCUACAGUUUGUGUAUGUCAAGCAAUAGAGGCGUAUGUCGCUGAUUGUGCUUCGUAUGGUGUGAACAUUGACUGGUUGAGUGAUCAUCGAUAUCAACAAUGCGGUAUGUCACAACGUUAUGUGUAACUUUGAAAAUUGAACUAAAUGAUAUUAUACAAGGGAAUGAUAAGAUUCAUAGUGUUAGUAUAUUGUUCGGACAAGUAACAGUUGCACGUUACAAGUAACAGUUACAGUAUAAAAAAUUGCGCCGUUUGAAAAUGUUCGCUAAACUGGAAAUUCUGCAAAAUUUGUGAAAACUUUUAUGCAAGCAAUAGUAGUUUGGGGUCUGCUAUUAUCUUUACCGCUAAAAUUAUUUUGUAAUGUAAAUUUUCAGCGCAGGAGGGUUUUCAAAAACCACUUUAAAAAUGGCUUGCGCACAAAUAUUGAAGGUUUAAAACGCAAUUUGAAUUCAUAUAGGGUGCAAAUUUUGAAGGUGUUUUGUGAACUAUUGUAAUUUUCAGAGUCCCCUCUAGUUAACAUGAAUUUUACCAAUUUUAAUUCUCUUCUAAUUUAGGUUCUCCAUGUGCCAGUGCUCCAUGCUGCAAUGGUGGGACUUGUUCAAAUAAUGAAUCAUCAUUCUAUUGCUUGUGCUCGCUUGGAUAUACCGGUGCUCGCUGCGAAACGGAGGGUAAAUAUUAUUUUCAAGAACGUACUAGAUGUAUUUUUUCCCUUUCCCAUUUCUGUCCCAGAAAGUAUUUUUUGGAAUUGUGUUUUGUGUCAUCACUAAAGUUCAACGACUUGCUAACUUUAAAAUAUACACGAGAAUUCCGUGAUAAUGCUUGAGAAAUUAGCAAUACUCAACAAUACUCUAGAAAAUAGAUUUGCGCUUGAGUCUCCAGAUAGGUGCGGGUGGUUUAUGCGGUACCACUGAGUAUUUUUACAAAAUACAAUACCAUGCACUGUAUAACUCCGAACAUCGUGCACAUUUUCAAAAUUGUUAUUUCCACGUUUCGACUAUAGUGUUGAUAGUGAAAUAUUAUUAGCUCUUAUGUAUUUCUUUAUUUCUUUAUUUCUUUAUUUAUUUAUUUAUUUAUGUACUAGCUUUGUCACAAAUUACUGUUGAUCCCUACAGGGCUUAUUGCCCCAUUCACAUGGUCCCUUAAACUAAUCAUUUACAUCAAUUACAACACAUUUUAUCUACAAUUAAGGCUCGACAAAGAACGACACGGGUGACAUUUAACACACACAGGUUUAAACGAUUGUGAUACAUUAAUGUCAUAUAUAAGUUCAGUCAUUUCGUGAUAAUAUUUCGACAAGUAUAUGAUUUGAAUUGGCCAAUUGUGACGUCAGCGUCACGGAUAUAAGAUGGCAAGCAAUUAUAUGUUCUAGGAGCUCCAUUAAAAGAGCUAGUUUGAAAAGUUAAAGUGUUUACUCUAGGAACGUUAGUUAAAAUGUUUUUAGUUGAAUUGUGUCUCGUGACACGACCACUAGACUUCACAACAAUGUUUGGAUCAUUUGACAUCAGAGCUUUUCUCAUUCCAUGGUUAAGAAGAGGUUUAAUUAGUGUACGUAUUGCAAUGGAUUGUCUCAAUAGAAGUAGUGACGAGUGGUCAGCUCUUAUCAAUUAUUUCGCCGAAUUAUUAAAAAUAAGCUCAGAUAAUAAACAGUUAUUGGAUGAGGUUUUUGUGAUAUCUACAGCCGAAGACGAGUUUAAUGACACUUAUACCGAGAACGUGAAAUUUCGGGCUAUCACAAAAACCGAAUUCAAUAAAUAACUGUUUUAUUACACAUUGUAUUUUCAGUAUUUAAUAACUCUUUCGACAAACAAUGAUUUGUCAAACAAAAUUAAAAAACGUUUGGUCCUCAAAAAAAAGCGAGUGAAAAUGUUAGAAAUCUCGCUUACCUGCUAAAGUUGCAAUAAAAAUGUCAAAAAAGUCUCAUUUUUGCGCGAAAAACAUUGAAAAAACGCCAUUCGUUCAUGUUGUUUUUUCUUGUUUUAAUUCGUGUAUUUAAAACUUUGAAUGCUGGAGUUGGUGGAUAAUCCAAGUGAGCAUAUAUGUACACUAUUUAAGACCUAAUCAGGAAAGGUUGCGAAAAAUGCAACACUAGGUCCUCUGGUACUGUGGGAUUUGAAUCUACGCCCCGCGAUUCCGGGGCAGCGCUCUAAUAAACUGAGCUACAGAGGCCAGUUGUCAAGCCGCAACCGCAUGUUCAUGUCUAUAUAUGGAGAUAUUUUAUAUAAAAUCUAUGGAAACGUAUCAAAUUGGUGCUCCCGAAUUGCAACACUCACUUCAUUACUCACUUCUUUUUUUCCAAAAUCAAACAGUUAAAGCGACAUGUCAAGCAAGAGGUGAUCCACAUUACUCGACAUUUGAUGGAACACUUUAUGACUUUAUGGGAAGAUGUGAAUAUGUUCUGGCUAAAGACAGUGUAAAUAACAAAUUUGAAAUAAGACAAGUGAAUGAACCUUGUGGAAAUGGAAAAUUUUCUUGCACAAAAUCACUAACAGUGAUUUUCCCAACUGUAACUAUCCAACUACUGCGGGGAAGUGUGGUGGUAGGUGGCGCAGAAGUUGAUUUGCCUAGAUAUUAUGAAGGUAAAUUCUUUUAAACUUUAUAACAGAUGUUUGCUUUAAGAUUUGAUGUAACAAUUAUAAAUUUCAACCUAAGUACAUCUAGCCAAUUCAACAGCAUAUCCUUUAAUUUCUAAGAGCUUUUAUUUUAAAAAGGAAUUUAAUGAUAAUGUGUGUCACUAAUGGUCCUACCCUAGUCACAACAGAAUAAUAUCUUAUCACAGUUGUUUCUCUUAUUUGUGCUAAUCCACAUGAUUACACAAGAAACUAAAUAUAUUCAUAUAUUCUGCUGUUAAAUAGUUGGGAGUUUCGACAUAGAAUAUAUUAACAUAUUCAAAAAAAACUCUCUUUUCCAUGCUGCUGUAAAAUAUUUUUACAUUUGUUCAGUUUCUGCCUGAUAGUUAAUCUUAUUCCUUUUCUGUUUAUAAAGGUGUCGAUAUUACGCGCUCGGGAGUUCGAGUAACAUUAGUAGAUAGCGAUUACGGUGUAAAAGUUGAGUGGAAUAAUGUACAUAAUGUGAGGGUGACAGUGUAUGGACGCUAUAUUGACAAAACAUCCGGUUUAUGUGGCACUUUUAAUCGAAAUCCUGAGGAUGAUUUCUUGACAGCAUAUGGAACAACUGCAGACAACGCAGUAAACUUUGGAAAUUCAUGGAAAACUGAUUCUUGCUGUGACAAUGCAACACAUGUACCACAUCCAUGUGAAACUUACCCUGGCAAAAACGCGACUGCCACAGCCAACUGUUCAGCUUUGUUAUCGCCCCCAUUCAAUGUUUGUGCAAGGCAGGUUGAUCCAGUCCUACAGGGUUAUGUUGAUGAUUGUGAAUAUGAUGUCUGUGGCUGUGGCGAUGAUCCUACAGUUUGUUUAUGUCAAGCAAUAGAGGCCUAUGUCGCUGCUUGUGCUUCGUAUGGUGUGAGCAUUGACUGGUUGAGUGAAGAUCGAUAUCAACAAUGCAGUACGUCACAGCUUUAUGCGUACCUUUGUAAAUUAAAUUAAAUUAAAUUAUAUUUAACAAAUAUAAAACAUUUUCCGUGUUGAUAUACAGUUAUAUCAACACGAUUGGAAAUUGGGGAAACGAGAAAUUGUGUGGAAACAGUGUUUUCACACAAUUUCGAGUUUUCCCAAUUUGCACGAGUGUUGAUAUAACUGUAUAUCAAUACGGAAAAAUGUUUUAUAUUUGUUUUAUAAUAUAGCACAAAGAAACAUAAAGAAAGAAAUUUUCCGACGUCUUCGUGUUGACAUUGAGUUAUAUCAACAUGCUCUUAGCCAAUCAGCAUUCAGAAUUAACGAAUGCUAUAUUAUAAUAUACCAUAUAAAAUAAUGAUAAGAUUCAUAGUUUGAAUAGUUUGGACAUGUAACAGUUACACCCUAAUUAAAACCAUCCACACACAGGAAAGAACCAAUUACAAGGUGUAUAAUAAAAUUGCAUAGUUCGAAAGUGUUCAAUAAACUGCAAAUUCUGCAAAAUUUGUGAAAACUUUAGGCAAGCAAUGGUAGUUUGGGGUGUGCUAUUAUCUUUACCACUAAAAUUAUUUUAAAAAGUAAAGUUUCGAGUACAGGGUUUUCAAAAACCUCUUUUAAAAUGGCUUGCGCACAAAAAUGGAAGACCUUUAAACCUUGUAUAAUUUUUUAAACUUUUUGUAUAAAGAGUAUAUGUAAGAAAUCACUCAUCCAUAAAAUCAGUCAUGCGUGCGAUGAAUUAUGCGUGAAAGGUUACAAUGGGUGAAAGUCUUGUGCCAGUUUCAGCUAAUACUAACAAAACUUUGACUGCUUUGGAGGCCGUGCAUGCAUGCAUAAGACUUAAUAUACACCAAAUUGCCUGGCACUUUUAUAGUUCAUAAAAUGCCUAAAUUUCCAUCCUAUGAAUUAAACUUGCGUUUUAAACAUUCAGGCUAUUUUUUGCGCAAGUCAUUUUUAUAAUUAGUUUUUAAAAACAGCCCACCUGCAUGCACUUGAAAAUUUGCUUUUUAAAAUAAUUUGCCCAAACAUUUCCGAGUCCCCUCUAUAGUUAACAUGAAUUUUAACAAUUUUAAUUCUCAUCUAUUUUAGGUUCUCCAUGUGCGAGUGCUCCAUGCUGCAAUGGUGGGACUUGUUCAAAUAAUGGAUUAUCAUUCCUUUGCUCGUGCCCGCCUGGAUAUACCGGUGACCGCUGCGAAACGGAAGGUAAAUGGUAUUUUCGAACUACAUGUAUUUUUUCCCUUUUCCAUUUCUAUCCCACUCCCAGAAAGGAUUUUUUUGAAUUGCGUUUUGUGUCAUAUCACCAACAGUACAAGGACUUGCUAAUUUUAAAAUAUACACGUAAAUGGUCAAUGCACAGCAAUACUCUAGAAGAUGGCAAUGCCCAGCAAUACUCUAGAAAAUAGAUUUGUUUAUAUCAGGUAUAUUUAAGAAAUAGAAAACAUUUUCCGUGUUUCUAUAGAGUUAUGGAAACACGCGUGGAAGUUUGGGAGAAACGAGAAAUUGCGUGGGAACACGAGCACGAAGUGCGAGUGUUUCCACGCAAUUUCGAGUUUCUCCCAAACUUCCACAAGUGUUUCUAUAAACUCUAUAGGAACACGGAAAAAAUUUUUUCUAUUUCUUCCUUUAUUAAAUAGCCUUUUAAAAACAAUAAAAAUGAUAAAUUUAUCGAUUUUAAUUACAUUCAUUCAAAAAUUAAUUCUAUCUUAAUAUACGUUUAAAAGAAUAAUUAAAGCAUAGUCAAGUAAACAAGUAUAUCGCUGUCAAAACAACAGACAAUAAUUUUUAACAGGCUUAAUUCGCUUAAUACUUUAUUAAUAAAGUAUAUAAUUCAUUCAACAACGUACAUGCUUGCAAAGAAAGCACUGUUUUAAAUAAUUAGUAACGUUUAAACAUGAUUAAAAACGUCGCGAGGAAAUAUUUUUUUAAAAAAGACAAAGUAAAAUUAAAAUAUCUUACCUAGGUAAACAGUCAAACGGAGUACAAAGUAUGCUGUAUUAUACUUUGUUCUUUGUGCUUUAGGUCUUUGCUUUCUAAGUUAGCAAAGCGUUGCCUUUUUUGUGACGAUUCUUCGGCGUUUUUGGACGUUUUACAACUUUUUUUCAAUAUUAAAUAUUGUUUGUAUUUUGUCUUUUCAAUCCACGCAACCCACGUGAAAAUUCGACGUGUUUCUAUCGAGUUAUAGAAACACGUUUUUUUUAGCUUUUAACCAAUCAGCGCCCGUGCUUUUAAAAGGCUAUUUUAUAAAGUGAAGUGUGUUAGCAGUCGAGCCGAAGACGAGUUUAAUUGCACUUAUAUACCGAGGGCGAGCAAUUUCGGGAUAUCACAAAAACCGAGUUCAAUAACUGCAAAACAUUGCAUUUUCACUAUUAAGUAAACCUUUCGACAAACAAUGAUUUGUCACACAAAAUUGAACAGCGUUUGGUUCUCAAAAAUUGCAGUAAAAAUGACAUAAAAUAUCACAAGAGAAUAAAAAUGUUAGAAAUUUCAUUUACUUACUAAAAAUUCAAUAAAAAUGUCAAAAAUGCCUGCUUUCUGCACGAAAAACGUUUAGAAAACGUUUAGUUCAUGUCCUCCCCCCGUUUUAAUUCGUGUAUUUAAAAAUUAAAUGCUGGAUUUGAUGGAUAAUAUUUACACUAUUUAUUAGUAAUAGCAUGUACACUAUUUAUUUUAGGACCUAACCAGGAAAGGAUGCGAAAAAUGCUGCACUAUAUAUAGGUGCAUGCUCUCGUAGGAAUUGAUGAUUCCCCUUAUUACGUUUUCGUAGCGCUUUGCAUUGUGGUUAUAGUGGCAUCACUGAUAAAGAUAACGGCCUCGAAUGAGAAUUUUGAAUGUUUUCGCAAAUAUUUUGCUGUUAGCUAUCGCGCACCUGACCCUAGCUUUAUUUUUAAAGUUCUUGCACGGGUCAGGACAAAAAAUAAGCCAUCUUGAAUAUGCAUGAGUGAUACCACUAUAACCACAAUGCAAAGCGCUACGAAAACGUGAUAAGGGGAAUCGUCAAUUGAAUCUACAGUCCUGUGAUUCAGCUGAGCUACAGAGGUCAGCUGUCAAGCUGUAACCGCAUGUUUAUGUAUAGUUGUAUAUAAAAUCUAUUGAAACGUAUCAAAUGCUGCUCCAGACUUGCAAAAUAGAGCUUGGAAGGAUUGACUUCGAACUAUGUAUUAUUUCAUUACUCACUUCUUUUUUACAAAAUCAAACAGUUAAAGCGACAUGCCAAGCAAGAGGUGAUCCACACUACUCGACAUUUGAUGGAACACGUUAUGACUUUAUGGGAGUAGGUGAAUAUGUUCUGGCUAAGGACAGUGUAAAUAACACAUUUGAAAUAAGACAAGUGAAUGAACCUUGUGGAAGUGGACAAGUUUCCUGCACAAAAUCACUAACGGUGAUUUUCCCAACUGUAACUAUCCAACUACUGCGGGGAAUUGUGAUG